Messenger RNA from Akanthomyces muscarius, 1692 nucleotides. RefSeq lists its product as uncharacterized. The transcript is spliced from 2 exons. The record is from RefSeq and is a predicted model, not a curated record. NCBI's taxonomy places the organism in Eukaryota, Fungi, Ascomycota, Sordariomycetes, Hypocreales, Cordycipitaceae. The coding region runs from base 1 to 1692 and encodes 563 amino acids.
AUGUUGAGGAAAUCUCACCCCGUCCUCUCCCUCAAAAUACGGCCACACUUUACAUCAAGAGGUGAUGUCUCUCACCUGUCGGUAUCUUACACCAUACCCAAAUCAGCCUUCACGGGCCCAAACCCGCACUUAAACUACACAACUUGGUUCGGUAACUUUGCCGCACAUCCAUACACAGAGUCGGACAUAUAUGCGACGGAUACCGCCGGACGCUUGCCAUUUAUAUUUGUGGACGAAACAAGCACCCUGCAGCAAUGGCGCCUCGGCAGAGAUCCCUUCAGCGACUUGACCUUGAAGAUGGACGUCUUCCCUCGCAAGAUUGAUAGCCAUACUGCUCCUGGCCCGAGAGUUGACUUACGCUUCGAUCAAGGAGGGCUAAUCGGCACUGGUGGCUGGUUUCUGCCGCAGGUUGCCCAGCGCGACCUUUACACACACACCGUCGAAUGGGAUUUGUCUGGGGGAACACCAGGGACGCGCGCUGUCUGGACUUACGGAGAAGGACCUUACCGUGUUGAGCAACUUGGCACUGUCGAUACCUUCACACGCUCUUGUUUCAUGGUUGGGCCUAUCCAGAGCUCCCCACCCGGACCGCAGCUGCACCCUGCGCCUGGCACCUGUGCCACAUACUGGUUUGGAAGCCUGCCACCAGUUCUUCAACGCCUCAAAAGCUUCAACACAGCUUUAUACACACCGAUGGCAGACUUUUUCCAAGACCUGGACGGCUCAUAUCGCGUUUUUAUUCGAACUGCUCCCCGAGGUUGGGGCGGUUCCAGCUUUCUAGGCAGUUAUAUACUGGAAUACAGCGACUCCAUAUUGGACGCAGCAGAUGAAGAAGUCACAAAUCUGCUUGCGCAUGAAAUGGUCCACAGCUUCACGGCUUUGAGCAAUGAGGAGAAUGGCGAGGAGAAUGCCUGGUAUAUCGAAGGAAUUGCCGAGUAUUACGCAAUCUUCCUGCCAUACCGCUUCGGCCUCGUCCCACCAUCCUACGUGACUACGAGGAUCAACGGUAAUUUGUACAGAUACUACGCCAAUCCGGAAAUCAACAUUCCCAUGGACGAUGCAAUGAAAUAUUUCUUUACGUCAUGGUAUUCAGAGUGGAUACCGUACGAUCGCGGGUUUGUAUAUCUUCUCUUGGUAGACGACCAACUACGACGCCUACCUGGUGAGCGCGAUUCGAAUUCCUCCGGUCUCUUCGAUCGAAUUGUCCUGGAGCUCUCGGCGAGAUGGAGGCGAGGCGAAAAGGUUCAGCGAAAAGAUUGGCUUGCGAGUAUCGAUCGUUUCUUGCAAGGCAGAGUUGACUGUGCCGCUCAGCUACACGCCGUCUUGACCGGCAAACCAAGCAUCAACCUCGCGGGCCGGCGCGUGGGAUCGACGAGAAACACGCUGCGCGAGACGAGACAAUGUGUUAUCCAGUAUGGUUAUAGUAGACUGUCUGCAUCGAGGGGCAUUGUUGAAGGCCUGGUGCCCGGAUCGCAUGCCGAGGGGGCUGGCUUGUGCAACGGCGAUGUGAUUGUUAGAACGGGGUCUGUUACCGAGGCUGCGCAGGAUCCUCUUGCGAAAUACUUUGUGGUAGUGAACAGAGACGGGGAGGAGACUCGAAUCGAGUAUUCCCCUCGUGAGGACCGAGAAGUGUCGUGUUGGUUGCUGGAGAGCUUCAAGGAGGACAUUAUACCCGCAAGCUUCAUACGCUAG